Molecule: messenger RNA, 1208 nt
Organism: Dalotia coriaria
Lineage: Eukaryota; Metazoa; Arthropoda; Insecta; Coleoptera; Staphylinidae
Product: protein phosphatase inhibitor 2-like
Exons: 4
Coding region: 207-905 (232 amino acids)
Biological process (GO): regulation of signal transduction
Molecular function (GO): protein phosphatase inhibitor activity
Source: RefSeq, a predicted model, not a curated record
UUAAUGGUGGUAACCUAAAAAUAAUCACUUGUCACUUGUUUGGCCCUGACAGAUCGUCAAAUCGCGUUUUUGAUUCCUAAUCAAAUUAAUAAACUAGUAAACACCAUCCGCCAGCUGGCCAGGUAGUCUUUCCGUCACUCUUCGCACAUCCAACUUCUUCUUUCCACCCUUCUAAACCCCCGGCAGCGUAAAUUCCAGUGUAAGGUAUGGCAGAGAAUCUGAGUAAAAAGCCCAGCAAGAGUAUACUGAAAAAUUCGAGCAGUUUCGAUACGCCCGAUGCGAAAUUACCACCUGGAAAUCGUCCAAAAGCCCCGAAAGGCGGCGCGAAAUGGGACGAAAUGAAUAUUAUGGCGACGCUACAUCCGCCUGAUAAAGAUUACGGACAUAUGAAGAUCGACGAACCGAAAACCCCGUAUAAUUACGAAGGGUUGGAUCUGGAUGUUGACGCACUAGAUGCUGAUACACUCGCUAAAAAAAUUCGUGAGGCUGAGCAUGAAACACCCAAAGCCCUCAUGGAAUCAGACGAGAGCGAAGACGAUGAAACUCCCGAGGAAAAAGCAGCUAAAAAAGAGUUUGAGCAGAAGCGUAAGAAGCAUUACAAUGAAUUCUACGCGGUGAAACUAGCUAGGAAACUGCUGGAAAAGGAGGAGGAGGAUGAUGAGGAUGAUGACAAUGCAACGCAUGCAAAACAAUCGACUGGACACAAGUGGAACCUGCUGAAACGCAAGCAGUCGAAAGAAACUCCAUGCAAAGUCAAGUCGAAAUCGUCGAUUAAGUGUACAACCGCGACGGAUUGCGAUGAGAAGGAUAAAGCUGGGCGGAGUGAUGAUAAGAACAACAAAGACACGAAAACGUGUUACAAAUCGCGCCGGUGCGGAUGCAUGGACUCCGUGCGGAAAAUGUAAAAAGUACACGCGAGUAUAGAAUCUACAAAAACAUAACCUAACAACAAACUACAACAAAAUACAUGCCAUAUUAAACAAAACAUAAUAAAUAUAAAGUAAAUCUUAGCGAUAAACUAGAAUUAAAAUCAUUUGCAGUUUAUGUUUACAUGGUGGGGAGUGGAGAGUGGAGGUAAAUCGCCUAUGGCGGACUGUCACCCGGCGCAAAACAUAACCAAACUUGAUCAACUAAACUUCCGGUUGUUUUUUAUGUUGUAUUGUCACAUUGCUUUGUACAGAAAAAUAUAUCGAUGUAACAACUAUGAA